UGACUGUGACGUCCGUUGCCUUGCGUUACUGUGCGCCACUGAUGCAGGGGGAUCCAUCAUGGCGUCGAUGCAGAAGAGGUUACAGAAGGAACUUUUAGCCUUGCAGAAUGAUCCUCCUCCUGGAAUGACACUCAAUGAGAAGAGCGUACAAAACACCAUCACACAAUGGAUUGUGGAUAUGGAAGGAGCCUCUGGUACUCUUUAUGAAGGGGAGAAAUUUCAGCUUCUUUUUAAAUUCAGUAGUCGUUAUCCUUUUGACUCACCUCAGGUAAUGUUCACAGGAGACAAUAUACCUGUUCAUCCUCACGUUUAUAGCAAUGGCCACAUCUGCCUGUCCAUCUUAACAGAAGACUGGUCACCAGCUCUUUCAGUGCAAUCUGUCUGUCUUAGCAUUAUUAGCAUGCUGUCUAGCUGCAAAGAGAAGAGACGGCCUCCAGAUAACUCCUUUUAUGUACGGACGUGUAAUAAAAAUCCAAAGAAGACAAAAUGGUGGUACCAUGAUGAUACCUGUUAAUGUGAACUUUCUUGAACUGUUGAAGGAAAGAAGUCCUACUGACAAAAGCACUUUUUGUAAAAAUAAAUUAACAUGGUCUAUGAACUGUAACCAUGGACUCCGAUUACAAGCAUGGACUCAGACCACAAACAUGAGAGGUGAUUUCAGCUGCGUUACCAGUAGCCAGUUGGAUGCAUGUUUGAAGGAAAAACUGAUGAAGAAUGGAAAACUCCAAGCGACUGGAAAUGGACCUGUCUUGGGUUUGUAUGGGAAAAUUUUAGAUUUGUCGAAGGAGUUUUUUUUUGUAUUUCUAUCCUGGACCACACAUGUUCCUGUUAAUUUUUAACACUGGUAUGUUUUGAGGUCCAUGUCUCUCGUGCAAUAACAAAGAUGUGUGCGUAUCUGGCCAAGAAUGGGAAUUCCAAAUAGUUGAGUAAUGAGAAAUCCAAAACAAAUCUGGAAAGGGUUGUAGUGUCACAAUCUUAAUCCCUUUGCUUUUAUGUUUAUGUUUUUGUUCCUACUGAAAUAUUAUGCACUGUGAAAUGAUUUAAGAAAUGAAAAGUUCAUUGAUCUGCAGUUCUACCGAAAUAGAUGGGGAGGGGCCGGUAAGUCCUGAAAGUCCACUGUAAAUAGUUUAGUUUAAGAAUGGUACAACUUUGUUAUCCAUCUCGAGUUUUGACUGCAAAUGGCAAUUUUAAUGUCAGUCAAGCUGUUAGGACUAAAUGUGUCCUUUAGUAACAAAACCAAGAGUUAACCUUGAACAUUACCAACUCAUACCUCUGCCAUAUAGGGUAAAUCCAGUGUUCUGUAUAGUUUUGCCAAUGGCAGAUUAAAGCAACAAGAGUUUGGUAACCCCAUAUGUGUCAUGUUGGCAUUAAAGUUCUGUCUUCUAUUUUGUUUCUAUAUGUUUUGUAUUGAGACAAAAACUCCAGUCCCAUUUAUCCUCAUCCAUCUUUAAAGGUUUCUUCCUCUUAAUACCUUUUCCUAAGUUUAUUAUAGUAUGGUUUUAUUUUAUGCAAGUCAUAAAAAGAGUCAAUGAAUGGCAAUAUGUUUGGUAGUAGAUGGCUUAUUUAAUUUUGGGAAAUUGUUUUACUUUCUAUUCUCAACUGGUAUGGAAGUCAUUGUGAUUUGUGUUUUCUGCAAGGUUCUCCUGGUCAUACUUGUCUGGCUCAGGUAAUUUUUAAAGAAAAAAUAUUCCUAACAGAUCAUUUCCAUUUGAUUAUAUUUUUUCUUAAAAGACUGUUACAUACUUAAGGAACAAAUUAAAAAUUCGGUAACACAUACAAUGUGCGUGUUUCAAAAUUGAUGCAUUUAACUUUAAAUUGCAAGUGAACGUUGGUAGAUUAGCAGCAUGAUCUAUAUAAAAAUGUUAUUCCAGAGCACAUAUUUGAUCAUUUUUGGAUCAUCUGCACUUUUCUAAAAAAAAAAGAUUGUGGUCAAGAAUUAUUGGGUUGCUUGACUUUUUUUCUAAAAUGAAACAUGCAUUCAUAUUUUCUUUCCCAUGUUGAAUUUGUUUAAUGUAAGGUAUCUGGUUAUAAGUUUAUACACUCCAAAGAUGUUUUAGCCAUCCAUUUAAAUACUUGAAUAUUCCAAAGUUGGUUGGCUUUUUCCAUUAUCUGUGGUACAUUGUAUUUAGACUUCCAAGUGAAUGUGUUGCUGUAGGACUAAAUGAAGAUGGAUUCUUGCUUUCCCUGCACAAAAAAAAUCAGGAAACUUUAUAUUGUUUCUCAUGUUUUUGUUUUUACUACUGAAAGAAAAUGUGUAGAAAUGCAAACAGGGCUAAACUGAAUGUGUUGCUAUAGUGUGACACUUUGUUACCAUAAAGGAAGUCAAUAAGUGUAUGCACUUACUGUAUGGUUAUGUAGACUUGGUUGUCAAUAGUUUUUAUGAUUGUAUACUUUGGUUUGCAAGUUAAAAGAAUAAUCAAAGGUAAUAGAAGAUAUUGUUUUUCUAACUUUGUCUGAUUUUUUUUUUUUGUAUGUACAAAUAAUGUAAGUUGUGCCUGUUAAUUUAAA
Messenger RNA from Paramisgurnus dabryanus, 2508 nucleotides. RefSeq names its product ubiquitin conjugating enzyme E2 Wb (gene ube2wb). Lineage: Eukaryota; Metazoa; Chordata; Actinopteri; Cypriniformes; Cobitidae. The record is from RefSeq and is a predicted model, not a curated record.